Molecule: messenger RNA, 1841 nt
Organism: Saccostrea echinata
Lineage: Eukaryota; Metazoa; Mollusca; Bivalvia; Ostreida; Ostreidae
Product: poly(A)-specific ribonuclease PNLDC1-like
Exons: 22
Coding region: 26-1630 (534 amino acids)
Biological process (GO): nuclear-transcribed mRNA poly(A) tail shortening
Cellular component (GO): endoplasmic reticulum; cytoplasm
Molecular function (GO): RNA binding; poly(A)-specific ribonuclease activity
Source: RefSeq, a predicted model, not a curated record
AUCACUCGAAGGCAGUGAAGGAAGCAUGGAGGUUAAUAAGCACAACUUUGAAGAAUAUUUACCUAAAAUAAGUGAAUCAAUAUCUAAAUCUGAAUUUAUUGCUAUAGAUACAGAGUUUACAGGAUUAAAUUUGGGCGGUGAAACGAAGAAUAGCUUGUUUGACUCGAUUGAGGAUCGUUACAACAAACUUCGGGAGAGUACCAAACAGUUUACAAUCAGUCAGAUAGGAAUCUCAGCAUUUUUAAAGAAAAAUGACAGGUAUGUGGCCCACACUUACAAUAUGUACCUGUUUCCAGCUGCCUAUGGUCCUGUUGAUGUCAGAUUCAUGGUUCAGGCAUCAAGUUUUGAAUUCCAAAGACGGUAUGAUUUUGAUUUUAACAAGUAUGUGUAUGAGGGCAUAUCAUUUAUGAAUGAAGAUCAAGAAAAACAACUCAAAGCAUUCUUGAAGAGAAGGGAGAUAACUGCAGGAGUGGAGAGGGACAUUGAUGAAAACCUUGUACAGGAUGUUUGCUCUGAGGUAGCUGAGUGGCACACAAAAGCUGAGGUUGGGGAUUCACACACUAUUCUGAAAUAUGAUGGCGCAAGAAAGAUUAAAUACAACUAUGUUUUCCAAAAUGAGCUCCGCAGUAGAUUCAAGGACAUCUGGACAUCAACAGAUGGUGAUAAAAAUCUUGUGGUAACAAAAGUUACACCAGAGGAAAAGGAACAAAAGAUGACUUUAGAGAAAUCAGAGAGUUCAGAACUUUCCAAUAGUCUGCUUGGAUUCAGGAGGUUGUUUCUGGUCUUACUAGAACAUAAGAAGCCCCUGCUAGGACACAAUAUGUUGAUGGAUCUGCUGCUGAUUUAUGAUAAAUUUCACAAACCACUUCCAGCACAUUAUAAAGACUUCAAGACAGAGCUUAACAAGAUGUUUCCAUUGAUUAUUGACACCAAACAUGUUUCAACUAACCUGAUAAGAAUGAAAUUAGAUUUGAAAUUUAAUUCAUCUCUUGGACUUCUAUACAAAGUAUUAAACAGUCCAGAGGGCCAACACUUUGUUAUACAUUCACCUGUCAUAGAACAUGGAGAGGAAUUUGAGAGAUAUAAUCAUGAGACAUAUCUUCCCCAUGAGGCAGGAUAUGAUGCUUAUAUGUGUGGUUACUGUUUCCUAAGAUUGUGUCAUAUAAUGACUUUUAAUGGUGUACCGUCUACAGAGGUUGUUCCUUGUACCUUUACAAGAUAUAUGACUGUGAUGAAGAGGUUUCAUAACAAAGUAAACAUAAUCAGGGCUAGUGUCAAUGAACUAGAUUUAGCGAGCAGUGAAUCUAAAUCACAGAGACCUUUAGUGUUUGUCCAAUCAAAAUCCUCCUCUUAUCAAUUGAAUGCAUACAAGCUUGCCAGAGAGUUUUCAAAGUUCGGUACAGUAGACAUUAGGUUACAAGAUAAUACAAAGGCUCUAGUGGCUACAGGAAAUAAAUACUGUGCCAAUGACUUGGUAAGGAAUUAUAGAAAUGACAAGAGAAUGUAUGUACAGCAUUACAGUAGAUGGAGACACUCUCCUUACAUCAGACCAGCACUGUGGACUGGUGUUGUGUUGUCUGGGGGACUUUGUCUGCUAGCUCUGUGGUCCAAUAGAAAGAACAAUACAUGACAUCUGUGAUAUACUAGGUUGUAUUAGAUUAAUUAACACUGAUCAUGAAGUCAAAGCUGGGAUCUGAUGGCAUCAAAUUUUCCAUUACUACAAAACACAAGAUAAAUAUUAUUAGACUGAGAGAACAGUGCCAAACAUCAUUGUUGAUUUCUUUUGUUUACAUCACCUGUUGUCAUAUGUCAUUCAAAUAAAAGAUUUUUAUUUAACAUCA